Diaporthe citri is the source of this 1299-nucleotide messenger RNA. RefSeq lists its product as uncharacterized. Gene Ontology annotation, molecular function: DNA-binding transcription activator activity, RNA polymerase II-specific; zinc ion binding. The transcript is spliced from 4 exons. Bases 1 to 1299 code for a protein of 432 amino acids. Gene Ontology annotation, biological process: regulation of transcription by RNA polymerase II. The record is from RefSeq and is a predicted model, not a curated record. NCBI's taxonomy places the organism in Eukaryota, Fungi, Ascomycota, Sordariomycetes, Diaporthales, Diaporthaceae.
AUGGUUGCUGCAGCGACUUUGGCAACGCCAGACUUGUCUAAGACGAAUCAGCGGAAACGCAAGGCCCACACCAAGUCUAGAGCAGGAUGCGGCAAUUGCAAGAUUAGGCGCGUCAAGUGUGACGAGUCCAAACCAAAGUGCAAGAAAUGCGUGGCUUUCGGAGUCUCCUGCAACUACGGUGCCACGGGAAGCACAGGCGUGGGAGAGCUGGUUCUCUCCUUUGAGGGCACCUCUUGCAUCGAGGCACCGUCAAAGGCCCCCAUCUCGAUGAACCAGACUAUGCUUGACUUGAUCAAUCACAAUUUGCGCCACUCUCCGACUGGCAAACUACUAGGUGACCAAACAUAUAAACUCAAUGCCCAGGACCUAGAGGUUCUCGAUAGAUUCAGCAAGAGGACUAUCCUGACACUUGGGACGGAUGUUACCAAAUGGAUCCUUCAAGCUGAGACUCCAAGGCUUGCCUGUCUUCACCCGUUUCUCAUGCAUGCCGUGCUGGCCUUCACAUAUUCUCACGAUCGUCUCCUCAAGCCAGUACCAGAAAAGGCUGGUGCGGCUGAGCUAUUUCACAACUACAAAGGAGCUGCUCUCUUCAAUUACAGGCUAAACGGAGAUGUCACCCCGUCAGAGCGCGACGCCAUAUGGAUAACAUCAACAUUGAUCGGGGCGAUAGAAUGGAGUAAGAUCGAAGCCAAGUCACCCGAAGCGGCCUGGCCAUUGAAAGACCUGGACCCCGGAGAGCCGGACUGGUUGACUCUCAGCCAGGGCAAGAAUGAUAUAUGGGACUUUUGCGACCCGUCCAGGCCAGAGAGUUGCUUCAGAAAUCUGCUCGUCAAGUGCAACAUCGAGGGCGGAGAUGCGAAUUUCACGCCCUACCAGCUCAAGGACGGGGGCUUCCACAACCUCCCAGGCCCGCUGCUGGACUUUCUCGAGCUUACAGACCCGCUGGUCUGGCAAUCGAGCCCCUAUUAUCGCGCCGCGAAUAUCAUCUCGCAGCUCAUACCCAUCCAGUACAACCAGAGCAACCUCUUGAAGUUCACAACCUUCCUCUACCUGAUGGCACCGGAGUUCAGGGAGCUAUGGGUCAAAAAGGACCCUGGCGCACUGCUUUUGAUUUCCUACUGGUAUGCCAAGACGAUCCCAUAUCAGCAAUGGUGGACCUGCAAGAGGGCCGUUCUCGAGUGCCAGGCCAUCUGCAUCUUCCUCCAGCGCCAUCACCACGACACCCCGUAUUUGGAGCGCUUGCUGGAGUUUCCCAAGCGAUCUUGCGGCCUAGUCUCGUCACAGAAGUUCGCUGUCUGA